Messenger RNA from Pleurotus ostreatus (oyster mushroom), 1995 nucleotides. It is a transcript of the gene SPT8, whose product is annotated as Transcription factor spt8. The coding region runs from base 1 to 1995 and encodes 664 amino acids. The record is from RefSeq and is a predicted model, not a curated record. Gene Ontology annotation, molecular function: protein binding. NCBI's taxonomy places the organism in Eukaryota, Fungi, Basidiomycota, Agaricomycetes, Agaricales, Pleurotaceae. The transcript is spliced from 8 exons.
AUGCCCAGUGACUCUGAAGAAGAGAUUGAGGACGUCGACUUUGACCUUGAUGAGGAUGCCGAACCCGACCUCGAAGAUGAAGGUUUACUGGAUGGAAUAGAGGUUGCGGACGAUGCCACAGAAGAUGGCGACGAUGACUCUGGGUCUGAUGACUCUGAUGAAGGAAGCGACGACGACGACGAAGAAGCAUCCGAACCGUCCAUGGACCCAACACUGUUGGACUUGGAAUUGGCAGAGGAACCGCUACAAAGCCCUAACGAACCGGAUUCUGCCAAGUCUGCAAUGCCCCCCGGCCCCCCUUCCUCGAACACAUCUACACAACCCAGCAAACCACCAUCCCCCGCUCCUGCUCCCCUGCGGAGCCUUGUUCUAUCUCCAGAAAAUGCUCGUAGAAGGGGACUCCUGAUAAUGUCAGGUCCUGGAGUACCUGCCCCUCGCACGUACACAGUCGAAGCAAUUUGUGCCCUUCCUCACCCAGGCCCAACUAAUGCUUUAGCUGCGACCCCCUGCAUGCUGCACCUCCUUACGGGCUCUGAUGAUGGAUAUAUUCGUGACUAUGAUAUAUUCUCAGCCGUUAAUAGCAAGAACUUCCUAUCUGCACCUCAAAGGCACCACUCCGGAGUAGUUGAAGGCAUUUUGAAAGCCGGACAACUACGCUUUUGGUGGGAAAAUCCGAGCUACGCGCCCCCAGUGAACGGAAUGGUUCAGAUGGAAGAGGAGCCACCUCUGGUCCCCGUCUAUAGUCUUGCUAUGCACUCGGAUGCCCUAUGGGCUCUUGCCGGCACGGAUGUCGGUCACAUUAAUUUGUUCACCGUAAGACACGAACCAGGACGUCUGUGUCACGUCUUGGCCGGUGGACACCGCAGCCGCGUAUCUGCGCUAUCCCUCGACCAUGACGAAAAGUCGUUAUUCAGUGCCGGAUGGGACGCCGAGGCUUUGCAAUGGGACCUUAAUACCGGGCAAAUUGUUCGCAACUUUACCGCGCACAAUGCACAGCUGUCUGGUAUAGCCGUCCGACCUGCUAACGCCGUCUACCAUGAAGACGGAACACCAAUAACAAUACGACGUGUCUCCGCCUCUGAAGGUGCUCUAUCGCAGCACCCCACACAGGAAACGUUAAUAGGAAGCGAAAUGGACUUGUCUGCCUCAAGCACUGCCAUCGCAUCCCAGAGCCAGCCCAUGGCCGUUGAUAGUUCAAUGGAUCAAACAGACGCCAAGUCAGAUGCUUCAUUCGACCCACUUUUCGAUGACGAUCCUUUAUUCAACGAGGACGCUACUGAACGCGUACCACGUACCCAGGAUGCAAUAUCACGAGGGCAGCAGCUAAAUGUGGCAGCGAAUGCUGAAGCAACCCAGGCCAAACCCCAACCACCAAGAGCUGCAGCUGCCCCGAAGAACGCACCUCCGCUUCUCGAGCAGAACAGUUAUAUCUCCUACUCGCCUGAUAUGUUGAUGACUGUGUAUAUUGAUGGGCAAAUCGUAUUAUGGGACAAGAGGGUGCAUAGCCCUGGUACCGGUGUAGGCAGAUUGUGGAUGAGUGAACGCACGCCCCCGUGGUGUCUAUCAGCAUGCUGGUCGGCUGAUGGGAACCAGAUAUAUGCUGGUAGAAGAAAUGGAAGUGUUGAUAUAUGGGAUGUCCGUCAAGCAGGAGGUUCGACGAGUAAUCCAAGAUUAAUGAAGACCCUACGAAAUCCACCGAGUUCUGGAGCAGUGUCCAGCGUGGUAGCUUUCCCGGACAGCCGGCAUAUCGCUUGCGCAUCUGUCGAUAACUUAAGGUUAUGGAAUGUUGCCGAAGCCAACGAACCAGAUGCUUCCGGGAAAAUGAAGAGCGGUGUGCAAUUCAAGAUUAUUCCUGGCCACCACGGUGGCAUUAUUUCUCAGAUGGUGGUAGAUCCAGGUGCCCGUUUCUUAGUUAGUGCCAGUGGGAACCGCGGGUGGCCCUACGGAGAUUCCACUCGGACAGUGUUUGUGCAUGAAAUCAAGCGAUUUAACUGA